CUCUGUCUUCCUCCUCUUUUCUAAAAGUCAUAUUAAAUUGCCAGUUUCAAAACUUUCCGACUGUAAUUUACUUUGAAGUUCAACCUCUUGAGAAGGAAAGGGCCGUUUCACUCAUGGCGAAUGUCCCGAUGGCUGCCGCUGAAGGUGGCGACAGAAACAGUUUCCAGUUUCCGGCAGAAGUGGGAUCAGAAUCAGAGCCUCAGAAACCGCAAUUUCAAUUUCAAUUUCCGAAAGUAUCGUAUGUUGAUGAACUUGGCAGCCUUUCGAGCGCAAUUCGUACAUUCCAGUGCCGCUUCCAUGAAUUGCAGGACCAUCUACUCUCCAUUCACAACGCCAUUGUCUCCUCGUCCAACUCUCACCAUCAAACGCUCUCUGUCACAGAUACAAAAAUUGCCAAUUCUUCUGCUGCCGUCGUAAACGCAGAAAAUGGAGGACACCCACUUCCACAUCCACAUCCCGUUUCUUCCCCUAGCCCUAGAAGCAACGACCCUGAAACUUGUGCAAAAGAAUCCACAGAGAAGCAAUCAGAAUCCUCCGAGCUUGAGCAUCUCUGCCAGACCAUGUGCAGCCGUGGCCUGCGCAAGUACAUAGUUUCUAAUCUCUCCGACCUCGCUAAACUCCGACAUGAAGUUCCUGUGGCUCUGAAAUGCGCCCCCAACCCAGCAAAACUCGUGUUCGAUUGCAUUGGCCGCUUCUAUCUCCAGGGCAGCAAAGCCUACACCAAGGAUUCUCCUAUGAUUCCUGCUAGGCAAGCCUCCAUCCUCAUCUUAGAACUAUUUCUGCUCUCGGGUGCUGCUGAGAACACCCAAAUUGAGCCCUCCUUGAAGGUUGAAGCUGACCUUGCUGCCAUUGCCUGGAGAAAAAGGCUUGUUAGUGAAACCGGCUCCUGUCAGGCUAGUGACAUAGAUGCCAGGGGUUUGCUUCUUUUUCUUGCGUCUUUUGGAAUUCCUACUGUGUUUACAAACGAUGAUUUAAGGGAUCUCUUGCGCUCGAGUAAUUCGAAGGGAAUAUCCAACGCCCUUCGCCGUUCUCGUGCUCUUUUUACAUGUAUUCCUGAUAUUAUAAAGGGGAUGACGAAGAAGAGUAUGAAUGUUGAAGCUGUUGAUAUUGUUUAUGCUUUUGGUUUGGAGGAUUCAUUUUCACCUCAGGAAAUUCUUUUGUCAUUUCUCCAAGAGUGUGACGAAACGUGGAAAAGAAAAAUAAACGAAGUACGGGGUUCAACCAUGCAACUGAGACGAGUUAAUGAAGAGAAAUUGGCUUCUCUGAAAUGUGUUCUCAAAUGUUUGAAAGAUCACAAGUUGGAUCCUGUGAAGUUUCUUCCUGGAUGGAAAAUUCACGAAAUGAUAAAAAACUUGGAGAAGGAUAUUGCAGAACUUGAGAAAAGAAUGGAAGAUAAGGUUAGUAUGAAGAGAAAAACAGAUGAAGUUUGCACGCAGAAGUAUCAGAGUCAGGAAAUAAAGCGAUCACGGAUGGCAGUGAGUCAAGGAGGAUUUCCUACUAUGUCUUUUCCAGUCAAUGGCUUGUUGGAACAAAAUGCAGCUGCAUAUUUGGAGGACAAUACCGCUUUUAGUAGUAGUAGUACAAUGCCACAAAAACUAUUGGAUGGUGGACGUGCUGCUCAUUUAAGUAAUUACCAAAUUGCCUCAUCUUUGCGUGCACCUGGUUUAGUUGAAAACGCGGUUUUGCCCGCUGAAAUCAGUAGUAUUAUCUCCAAAGCUGGUUCAUUCCCUAGGGGAAUGGGAAUGGGAAGGGGAAGGGACAACAACGGGGCUUCCAUUUACAAAAUGGGGUCAACCCAUGAAUUGGCUUUCAAAGAUAUAUCGGGAGGGCAAAGCUUUGUUCAACAAGCUAUGCCUACGCUUACGCCUACGCGUACGCCACCCGUGGAGUCUUAUUCAGCCAUAGAAGGGUUUGUGGGACGCAAAACAAGCAAUCAUUUUGAUCUGUAUCAUUUUGCUGAUGCAGCUGUGUUCGAAAAUGAUGCAGCCAAGAGCAACAGUACUCAAACCGGCGCUUUGCCUCGUCUUCAGCAUCCUCCCUACUUCUACAAGUGACCUCUAAUAUCACUUCAUUUCAGAAUAUAACAACAGCAGCUGCUUCAACUUCAACUUCAACUUUGGGAUAGGAUUGUUGGAACCCAUUUUCUUGUGUGAGCAGCCAAAGAAUGUUUAUGUUAGUCUUAGAUUUAUUAGGCUGAUAGAUUAGUUGUUUACCCAACUAUGCAUGUGAACUUCACAUUAUAGUUAUCGCAAUGUUAUUUAUUUGUUCCUGUUCAAA
Messenger RNA from Momordica charantia (bitter melon), 2277 nucleotides. It is a transcript of the gene FRI, whose product is annotated as FRIGIDA-like protein. The record is from RefSeq and is a predicted model, not a curated record. NCBI's taxonomy places the organism in Eukaryota, Viridiplantae, Streptophyta, Magnoliopsida, Cucurbitales, Cucurbitaceae.